This is a messenger RNA of Plasmodium fragile, 525 nucleotides long. RefSeq lists its product as uncharacterized. The record is from RefSeq and is a predicted model, not a curated record. The transcript has 2 exons. Lineage: Eukaryota; Apicomplexa; Aconoidasida; Haemosporida; Plasmodiidae. Bases 1 to 525 code for a protein of 174 amino acids.
AUGGGUAACCAAGUAGCAUCGAAAGUGUUUUACAAAAGUGAUGAUAAAAAAAAAAAUGUUGCAGAUGAGACAAAGCAUUACGAAGAUGAAAACAAAAAAAAGGAAAAUGGCCGGUUCCCUUCCGGCCGACUGUCAAAAGGGGACAAGUGGCAAAAGACAGAUGAGCAAACCAGGCAGAGUUUGUCACAAACAGCUGCGCCAAGUAGCUCGGGAGAACAUUUACAAAAUAACGAAAUAGAAAAAAUAAAGCAAGAGAAUUUUUACAUGUUUGAUGAAAGCUUGAAUUCAAAUGAAGUUAAACAUCCAUGCCACGCACAGUGGUUUUUGUUUUGGGUAUUCGCGUCUUACUUAAACGAAAAAUUCUCGGACACUGAGCGGGAAUAUGUUCAUUCGUUUUAUUCAAAUUUCCCUGAACAGUGUAUAAAAGGAAAGGGGAAAAACUGCUUCCUUGAAUUUUCCAAAAUAUAUCCCGUCAGUUACAAGAAGUUGUUAAAAAGGUGGAGAUACGAUGAUGAUUAUAUUUAG